AUGUUCCCAUAUCACCAUUAUUGUCUUGAUUUGACUAACGUCGACUAUCCAAACAGACUUGAAAAGGCAAUUACGCAGAUCAUAAAGGACGAUUUCACUGAAAGAUUCUGUAUUUCAUUGGUCGACCGGUCUGUUCGUUCAGGCAACGUGCACGUCUUCGUUCAUAAAAUGGAGGGUACCGAUCUUAAAGAGAUAAUGAAAGUGAUCCCACUAUCGUACGUACUACAUUCCUAUUUCAUGCUUCAUGAAGUGUUCGGACGAGCUGUCACCGAAACCGAGAAGAAAACUGGCCGCCCUUCUUCGUGGGUCACCAUUCUCGAUUUAAAAGGCCUUAACUUAUCUGAUUUUUUGAAUCCACUCUCCUCACCAGUGCAACUCGCCCGAUUAGUUGUAAAAGUCUGGUCGGAAUACUUCAGUGAUAAUAUGUGUAAGCUGUUAAUUGUUAAUCCACCAGGAAUCGUCUCUCUUAUGUUUAAGAUCUCAAAAUUUAUCAUGGAUUCCCGAACGGCCAAUCAAUUAGCAUUCUUAAGCGACGUUAGCGAAUUGCACAACUACCUCGAACCUCAGGCAAUCCCAGUAGAAUAUGGUGGAACAUGGCGUGAUGAUUCGGGUUAUGCGAAACCACCUGAAAGCUGCACUCGACCGCUGCAACCAGUAACAAGUUCAGACUACAGAGGAGUAAGUAGAGGCUUAGAUUUUCCGGUAUGA
This is a messenger RNA of Angiostrongylus costaricensis, 708 nucleotides long. NCBI's taxonomy places the organism in Eukaryota, Metazoa, Nematoda, Chromadorea, Rhabditida, Metastrongylidae. The record is from the annotation of a GenBank genome assembly.